AUGUCGCGCCCCUGCCAGCAACGGCGCGCCAGUGCGGCUGCGAACCGGAAAUCCAGAGGGUCCUCACGCAACGACGACUUUGAUCUCGACAUGGACGGCGACAGUUCCGACUCAGACCAAUUCGGCGAUGAGUUGCUCGACGACGACAUGUAUGAGGCCGAGGAUAUCGAGAUCAACGUGCAGGCGCCACUGCCCACGACCGGCCGGGGAAUACAACCACAAGCGGAUAUAAUGUUUACGGAGGCAGCCGCGGUCGCGGUAUACAGGCAGCUCUAUCUGCGCGAUUACCCACUCAGUACCUCAACUACGCGCGUGCGCUACGGUCUCUACCAGGAGGAUACCUCUGCCGAUUCGGCCGCAUACAUCUCCCUCGCACCAUCCACAGCAUCUCGGCGAUCGAGCGUCAUCAGCAUCAGCAGCGACACAAGCGAAGAGUCCACGGAUGGACCGACAACACCUGAGUACAAUCCGGCACGCGACUACGUCUUCACGUUCGGUAUGCACAAGGGCAAGCGGUUCACCGAUGUGAACGAAAACUACCUCAGAAUGAUCGGUGGUCAGUUAUACAAAUACAGGGACAGAAGACAUGGGGGCCUUUUGGAGGCAUUCGAGUACCACAGGCCGGGGCAGGCACGUCUUCAGCCAGACCACCCUCAACCCCAACAGACACACGCUCAGCUAUCGCAGCCUCCCACACGGAACGCACAAGGGUCUCGAUCGAACGCUCUUUCGGCAUCAGACACAUGGAGAUUCCACAAAGGCAUUCACCUAGGAAAGCGACUCCAUGACGUACCUGAAAACUACCUACGAACGCUAGAGGGCAAUCCCCUCGUCAGAGACGCCUGGCCUGGUUUCAAGCAAGCACUCCAGGACUUCAAUGCCAAGACUGGUAGAAAAGGUCGGGUUUGA
Molecule: messenger RNA, 909 nt
Organism: Alternaria conjuncta
Lineage: Eukaryota; Fungi; Ascomycota; Dothideomycetes; Pleosporales; Pleosporaceae
Exons: 2
Coding region: 1-909 (302 amino acids)
Source: RefSeq, a predicted model, not a curated record